UCCAUACUAAAAAAAACACAUGAUACGUUUCGCCGAGCCGUUUGUGUAAAUUGGUUUCAAUUCUUUUUUUUUUCUUUCUUUUUUCGGGGCAACUGAACAGUUUCUUUCUUUCAACGACAUAUCAUAAUCUGUAUCGUUACCAUUCCCAGACAAUUUGAAUCGGCAGUAUCGAAUUUCGGGAAUUUGUUGUCUAGUUGCCACAUGAAAUUCAGCUGUCAAACGUUUCUUCACUAGGAAUAUAUGUUAAGAAAUUGGUCCACAUCAGCAAACAAUCAAAUAUUGUAGUACUAAAACAAAGAAAUCCAGUGAUACAAGUUGCCAAGAAUUAUGACAUCAGAGAUUUUACUAAAAAAAAAAAACACUUGUGUCUAUGACAAUGGUGGGAUAGAAAAAAGACUUUAAUAUUAUCAUAGUGGAUGGAUCAGAUUACGACUUUUUGGGUUAGGCAAAAGCAGACUACUCUGCUAUAUAUCAACCCGGAGUUGAGAAAGGUCAGCAGCAAUCAUAAUCGAUACAGAGAAAAGUUUGACAAUCAACCUUUGAUUAAAAAAAAAAUGGGCGAAACCCACGAGGAAACAAAUCCUAGGAAGGUGGAAGAAGAAGAAGCAAACGGGCACAAGGAGGAAGUCGUGGGAUCAGACGAUGAAGAGUUCAGUAAAGAUGGCAAGAAGAUAUCAUCCCAUCAUCAUCAUUUUGUGCUGGUUCACGGAAUUAGUCACGGAGCAUGGUGCUGGUACAAAAUCAGAACCUUAAUGGAAAAUUCCGGCUACAAGGUCACCUGUAUCGACCUCAAAGGCGCCGGAAUCGAUCGGACUGAUCCCGAUACCAUUUUCUCAUUUCAAGACUACAACCAGCCUCUCUUGGAUUUCCUAUCAGAUUUACCUGAUGGUGAACAGGUAAUAUUGGUCGGACACAGUGCAGGGGGGCUGAAUGUAACUGAUGCAACGUACAAGUACCCCCAGAAAAUCAGGCUGGUGGUGUAUGUUGCGGCCACCAUGUUGAAAAGGGGGCUGUUUGAUCAGCAAGACGUCAAAGACUACAAGCCAAAGACUGGAGAAGAGAAUCAUGAUGGGGGUGGGCGUCAGGGUGAUGGCACUAAAAUUGGAGGACGUGUGGAAUUGCAUGCCAACUGUCUUUCAUGUGUUAUCCACCUCAUUUAUUUUAGGCCUUUCUGUUUGUCCUCUAUGCUUCCAACAUGACGCUUUAGGGUGUGUGUUUUACAGUUUAUCUUAGUCUAAUUAAUUUUAAGUUUAACCGAGUGGUCUAUUCAAGUAUACAGGAAAUAAAUAGUAACGUAUGCACUAGUCAUAAAACGUGUUCAAUGUGAUUAAUGUUACUAGUAUGUAAUCAACAAAAUGUUUUUGGAACAGGGUGCACCCGAUUUCUCAGAUAUCGGCGAAUUAGGUGAUGUAUACGAUAUCGGAUUCGGAUUAGGGAUCCAUGAGCCUCCAACAAGUAUGGUUCUCAAGAAACAUCUGCUUCGCAGGCUCAAUUAUCAGCUGUGCCCUCAUGAGGUACUCCCAAAAUCAAAAUUGUAUCAUUUCAUUAUAGUAGAAGUAAUAAUACGUAAAUUUGGCCAAUUGAUUUCGGAAAAUUAAGGCUGGAAAUCACUUGUUCUUAGGAUUCUACAUUGGCAGAAAUGCUGGUUCGACCCGGACCCAUUCGAGCUAUAACUUCUGCAAUAUUCAAAGAAGGGGAAGGUGUGUUGGAAGAUGCAGUAGAAAAAGUAGCUCGGAUUUGCAUCAAAACCAUGCAGGAUCGGGUGGUCAAACCGGAGCAACAAGAUAUAAUGAUCAAGAGAUGGCCGCCCCUGGAUGUCUACCAACUGGACUGCGAUCACAGCCCAUUCUUCUCCGCCCCUUUCCUUCUCUUCGGUUUGCUUGUCAAGGCCGUUUCUUCCCUAUGAUCAAAGCUCAUAUUCAUUUUGGGCCUCAUGGCGCCAAGUCCAAUCUCAACAAAGUUGGAUGCCGAGUGCUGCAGCAACAGCAGUAGUGUGUUUUUGUAAAGUCAGUUCAAAAUGUCAAAUUUGAUUCAUUUGAGUUUUGUAAUUCUUCUUUCUGAAAAAAACAAAACUAUGGAUUAUUUUUUGUAAUUAUAAUUAAUCGAUGGGGACUGCGACCGUGAUUCAGAUGUGCAAGUGUAAACAGUACUAUCUUUGUUAAGUGAAUAAACAAUCCCACCCCUAAUUUCAACUCUAUUUACUCACUGUAAUCUUGAUCACGAGAAAUUGUAACCGUAUUUGGAUUCUUGGCUAUCAGUUCAACUAUGCAAUUUGUCAGAUCACCAAUUU
Messenger RNA from Oldenlandia corymbosa var. corymbosa, 2290 nucleotides. Lineage: Eukaryota; Viridiplantae; Streptophyta; Magnoliopsida; Gentianales; Rubiaceae. The record is from the annotation of a GenBank genome assembly.